Necator americanus (New World hookworm) is the source of this 321-nucleotide messenger RNA. RefSeq lists its product as uncharacterized. The transcript has a single exon. The coding region runs from base 1 to 321 and encodes 106 amino acids. The record is from RefSeq and is a predicted model, not a curated record. NCBI's taxonomy places the organism in Eukaryota, Metazoa, Nematoda, Chromadorea, Rhabditida, Ancylostomatidae.
AUGGACACGAUGAUGAAAGAAUUCCACAAGCAGCAUCCGUGGACCCUACUCUUUGCCGACGAUGUCGUGCUCGCGUCGGAGUCUCGAGAUGAUCUUCAGAAACAAGUACAGUCUUGGAAGGAUCGGCUGCAGCAACAUGGGUUGCGCCCGAACAUAUCAAAAAGUGAGUACAUGGAGUGCGGACCAAGGAUAGAGAAUGGUUCAAUUCGUGUCGAUGGCACCGAAUUAAACAAGGUGAACUGUUUCAAGUACCUUGGAUCCAAAUUGACUUCCACAGGCGACAUUGAUCAAGAAGGUCGAGCACGUGUUAAUGCGCCAUGA